CUCUCGCUCCCAGAUCUGCAGAUGCAAAACCACUAUGUUGUUCAAAGCAUUUUCCUGGUCAUUCAGUAAAAUAACACUUCCAUUUCUUGGGAAUAAUCAUAAAAAUGUUUUAAUCACUCAAAAAUGCUCAGAGUCCACUAAAUAAAUUGUUAGGUUGUAUUUAUGGGAUAACUUUGGGGACCUUUUAAACUGAUUUUUAAUAAUACACAUAGUGCCAAGCAAUUCUACUGAAAGCUUUGAAAUAAGUAAGAAAUGUAUGGUGUCAGAGGGAAAAGGCCAUAAUAACCCAAAAUAACUGCAAAGCUUUGCCUGUGCAUCUAGUGGGAGAGUUCUUAAUAUUUCAUAAAUAUUAUUGCUCACUCUCAGCUAUUACUCUGUUGUAACUUACUCUGCCUAUUCCUAUUUCUGUUGAAAAGAGCCAUUAUUUUCUAAUGACCAUGAUGUCAUUUGUUUUUACUAGUUCCCAAGCGUGAGUCUUGACAUUGCAAGUAAUGAGCUACUUAGCUCAGACCAAGUCUAAAUACCUGUUUUAAAUUCUAGAAUUACUCAGCAGAAUAAACUUGUUGCCCGGUUAAAUUGGUUUGCUGGAUCAUAAUUAUUAAUAUCCGAUAUUAUCCAAUAUUAAGAAAGUGCAUCGAAUGGCCACCAUCAAGUCAAAUGUUUUCUCACGGGUUGUAGUAUAGAAAACCUGUUCCCCGUUUCCGUGGCAAUUCGGCUAAUCUUUCUAAAGAUAGUGCCAGGCUGGGGAUUUUCCGUAACGAUCCUCUUCUCGUUGUCCGUGUCAGUUUUACGGUGCCAAUGUAAAAAGUAACGCAUGGAAGUAGUGGGUCCCUUAUAUGGGAUAAAAUCCAGUUUCGCAGUCUAAAUACCCGCCACAUUUUCUUGGUUUGAAUGACGAUCCGCAGAUUCAUGGAGGAGGAGGAGCCGAUUUCAAUUUCAGCGUGGAAGCUUGAGAGAUAUCUCCCAUCUCUUGGCACUUUUCGGUUCUCGGGCACGCUAAGCCGGGCACGCUGGUUGCUUCCCUGGGAGAACUUGCGAAAGGAACCACUUUGCAUUCCAACCGCCUUUACACCGCUCGCGCCGGGCAAAUCAACGGCAAUAUCCGUCACCGAGGCAACGCGGGAGCUCCUCCUUCUCCCCCCCCCGCUCUCCCGUUAGCCUUCGGGGCCAGUUCUCGCGAGGCUUGCCAACUGGAGGCGCCGCCAUAUUGUGUGACACUAUUUUGAUUUGGACUUGGCUGGCUGAGAUACGCAGCGAGCAGAGGAGGAGGAGGGACGGGAACGACUGGGAAGCCGGAGCGGGAGAGGCGGUGACGGCGGCGGCGGCGGCGCCUGGAAGACCCUCCUCCCCACCGCCAGCCAUCCCGCCUUUCCCCGCUGCCCCUUCCGCGCUGCCCGUCACAGCAGCAGCAGCAGCAUCCCCGGUACGGAUACCCCUCCUUGCUCCCUCCCCCGGUGGCGGCGGGAGGCGGCGACGGCUCCGGAGUGGCUCGGAAGGGUCGCUUGUCCGGCUGGAGGCGGCGGUGGCGGCGAGUGCCGCUGCUGCGGGGCACGGAGGAGGAGCCCGCGCGGAGGAAGGGGUUAAAGAGAUUUUCCCUUAAUGCCAUUGCUUGGAAUCUAUUCUCACACAGCAGUUGAACUACUACAAAAACAAUACCAUCCCACCCCCAAAGUGUUAUUUUGAAAUGCAUGAAAAUGCUAGGACAAAAGAGAUGAUUUUAAUUUCACACUAAGGCCUGGAACUGCACAUUGAACAAACGUCCUGAUCAGGCAACAUACGAAUGGCCCAAGGAAGCCAGCAAAUUGAUUUUCAGGUUUUAAAUGACCUGCGCCAAAAAUUUCCUGAGGUACCUGAAGUUGUUGUGUCCAGAUGCAUGUUACAGAAUAAUAAUAACUUGGAUGCCUGUUGUGCAGUUCUCUCUAAAGAGAGCACAAAAUAUCUCUACGGUGAAGGAGACAUUGGUUUUUCAGAUGAAUCUGGCAUUUCCAGCCUGCGAAAUCACAUGACAUCCCUUAAUUUGGAUUUGCAAUCACAGAAUGUGAAUCUCCAUGGAAGAGAAGGAAGUAGAAUGAAUGGAAGUAGGACUUUAACUCAUAGUAUUAGUGAUGGACACCUUCAGACCAGCUUGUCCAACAGUGAAUUGUGUCAUCCAGAACCACAGACUGCUCCAGUCCAAGUUCCACAGGGAUUCUUUGGCAUAUCUAAUACUCCUAGUUCUUCCAAUUCAGGACAACAUUUUGGAUUUCACUUGGGCAGUAAAGGAUCUUCUGGUUUGACUCAGCAAAUACCUAGAUUUAACCCCAUUAUGGUAACUUUAGCCCCAAAUAUUCAGCCUGGUCGGAACACCCCAACAUCUUUGCACAUACAUGGUGUACCUCCAAUAAACAGUCCACAAGGCAAUUCUAUCUACAUUAGACCUUACAUCACAAAUCCAAGUGGUACAACUCGCCAGAAUCAGCAAAAUCCAGCCUGGAUGUCUCAGUUCAGUCCUCUGCAUUCUCAACAAAACUACCAGCCUUCACAUUCAAGCCCCUGGUCAACUAUGCCUACAACCAGUUCCUUGACACAUACCUCAUCACAACAGUCGACUCAAUCAAACCAGCAAGGCCAUCAGACCUCUCAUGUGUAUAUGCCUAUAAGUUCUCCUACAACUCCUCAAGCACCCACAGUUCAUUCAUCUGGUGGCUCACAAUCUUCUUCAACCCAGAGCCAAUAUAAUAUCCAAAAUAUAUCAACAGGACCUCGUAAAAACCAAAUUGAAAUAAAACUUGAACCACCGCAAAGAAACAAUUCAUCAAAACUUCGUCCUACAGGUCACCGCUCAUCCACAAAUUCCUCUUCCAGCAACAGCCAGACUUUAAGUAGAAGUCAACCCACUGUUUACAUAGCUGCCAGUCCCCCAAACGCUGAUGACAUCAUUACACGAAGUCAGCCAAAGGUGUACAUUUCCGCCAAUGCUUCUUCAGGUGAAGAACUUGUACGGAAUCAGCCCACACUCUUCAUAUCAACAAAUCCAGGAGUCACGGCCACAUCUAGGAAUAUGUCUGGUCAAGUUAGCAUGGGACCUGCCUUUAUUCACCACCACCCUCCCAAAAGCAGAACAAUUGGAAACAAUGCUUCUGCCACUUCUCCUCGAGUAGUGGUUACUCAGCCUAAUACAAAGUACACUUUUAAAAUUACUGUUUCUCCAAAUAAACCCCCUGCAGUUUCACCAGGUGUGGUGUCCCCAACUUUUGAACCUACAAAUCUUCUUAACCUUCCUGAACACUUUGCAGAAACAGAAAAUAUCCAACACCUUAAUGAUCCUGUUUUAGCACAUGUCGAUAGGAUUAGUGAAGCACGAAAACUGAGCAUGGGGUCUGACGACGCAGCCUAUACACAAGCUUUACUAGUACAUCAGAAGGCUAGGAUGGAACGGCUUCAACGAGAACUUGAGAUUCAAAAGAAAAAGCUGGAUAAACUAAAGUCAGAAGUCAAUGAAAUGGAGAAUAAUCUAACACGAAGGCGGCUGAAAAGAUCAAAUUCUGCUUCCCAAAUUCCUUCACUUGAAGAAAUGCAACAGUUAAGAAGUUGUAACAGACAGCUUCAAAUAGACAUAGAUUGUUUAACCAAAGAAAUUGAUCUUUUUCAAGCAAGAGGACCACAUUUUAAUCCCAGUGCCAUCCAUAAUUUUUAUGACAAUAUUGGAUUUCUAGGUCCUGUGCCACCAAAACCUAAAGCCGAUCAAAAAUCCGUGGUCAAAACACCAAAGACUGUUCCAGAUACUGAAGAAGAUGAGGGAGCUCAUUGGAAUUGUACAGCUUGUACUUUUUUAAAUCACCCAGCCUUAAAUCGUUGCGAACAGUGUGAGAUGCCCAGGCAUUUCUGAGCCAGGGAGGCUCACUUAUCUUCUGUAAAUCCAAUUUCUGACUAUUGUGUCAUUUCCUUGGGAUAAAUAUUCAUUUAUGCAUAGGAUUUUGUAAAAUUGAACAUGUGACAAGGUUUAUUAGUAAUGUUAAAUGUCAUGACACAGAGAUAAUACCUCAGUCUUGUGCUGCAGGCAGUUGGAAAUUCACCAGCUGGAAGGUGAUCUCCUGAAAGAACUUGGUUGCCAGCUGCCUGACAUGUACAUUAUUACCAGAUGCCCUUAAGAAUAACUCCCACCAGGGUCAGUGCUUUGGUGUUCCCAACAGCCUUUCUCCACAGAUGUCACUACUGAAUUUUGACAGGGGAAGGAAUUAGAUUGAUAGGGGUUUUUUGUUUUUUGUUUUUAUAAAGCUUUCAAUAAAACACUACAUUCAAAGAGGAAAUGAAAAAGGAACAAAUUGAAACUCUAUUUGCUGCCACAGAGGGCCCAGGAAUUAUAGAAGAACUUCAGAAAUGUAGAGGUACUCUUCAACUUGUCUUCCGGAAAGCAGUUCCACAUUGUGAAGACAAAAAUCAGUACAAUCAUCUGAAGAUGAAAAAAUAAAACUGCAUGCUUUGUCUGUACCAUAGUCACCGUGAAAUACCCCCAAGGCUUUUCCUACUGUACAUAAUUCUAGAAUCUUCUUUAAAUGACUUUUCUUCACCUUUUAUUAUUUCUUGUAUUUCUUAAUGUAUAGUGUAAUAGUCUUUGUUAACUUUCUUUCCCCCUUUAAGUGAUUAUGCACGAUUGUGAUCCCUUUGUGUUAAAAAAAAAAGUUUUGGUCUGAGAGAAGCCGUGCCUUAAAACAGUGUUCAUGACAAUGCACAAACUAGCUCUUGUCUGCCUCUUCUGUAUGUUGCUCUUGUAAAUGCUGGUAAUCUGUGAAGACCUGCAGAUGCAGCAUGGUAAAAAUGCAGGAAACAUUUGUGCUUCUGGUUCACUCAGGACACAUGAUUUUUACGGUGGGUGAUAUCUGGGUAAUAUUUUCCUGGCAAACAAAAGCACAAGAGAAAUCGAGUCCCACUCCCAGCAGAUCUGCCUCUGAUAGGCUUGCUUCAUUUGCUGGGCAUCUUUAAAACUCUCCAGAAAUAAAGACUGGGAGGGAGAGGAACAUAUUUGAGUACACAGAAAUAGCAGAAAAUAUGAAUAUGCUCAUUGUUGGCAGCCAGUUCUUACACCUGAUUUGGUGGAGAAUAGCAACAAUCAGAAUCAUUUGAAAAAGAGCCUGGAAAAGAGAAAACAAGCAGACUUGAAGCCAUGCCAAGCAUCUCUUUUUUUCAUGUCCUUGUUUCUGAGGAAAUCUAUUCAGGUGGUUAGAAAAACUUAAUUGAAACCAAGAUCAUGGUUUUUUAUUUUUUAAUUUUAUUUUGCUCUCCUGCAUUCUACUACAUAAAUGAUAUGUCAUCUCUCGGGAUGAGGUGAGAAGAAGCAAUGAACAGCAAAACUGUAUUUUGUAUCUGCUCAGAAUUAAGUGCCAUUAAGUUCAGUGAGACUUACUCCAAGGUAAGUGGAUAUACUAUUGCAGCCUAAAU
This is a messenger RNA of Thamnophis elegans (Western terrestrial garter snake), 5418 nucleotides long. RefSeq names its product TGF-beta activated kinase 1 (MAP3K7) binding protein 2 (gene TAB2). The transcript has 8 exons. Lineage: Eukaryota; Metazoa; Chordata; Lepidosauria; Squamata; Natricidae. Gene Ontology annotation, molecular function: ubiquitin binding; K63-linked polyubiquitin modification-dependent protein binding. Gene Ontology annotation, biological process: positive regulation of protein kinase activity. The record is from RefSeq and is a predicted model, not a curated record. Bases 1781 to 3868 code for a protein of 695 amino acids.